Suillus paluster is the source of this 717-nucleotide messenger RNA. RefSeq lists its product as uncharacterized. NCBI's taxonomy places the organism in Eukaryota, Fungi, Basidiomycota, Agaricomycetes, Boletales, Suillaceae. The record is from RefSeq and is a predicted model, not a curated record. The annotation marks the transcript as partial. The transcript has 5 exons.
AGCAUCAAGUGGACUCGGCUCCAGUUGCACAAUGAUAGAGGCCUGCGCAAGCGCCGAAAGCCUAAUGCAUGGAAUGCCUUCACGAGUCAAAAGCUGAAUGAAGCGAACCAAGCGCUUCCUGUGGGACAGCAAUUGAAACUUACAGCGUUCAUUGCGGAGCACGGACGAGAGCUCACCGCCGGAUAUUGUCGCCUCUCCGCAUCUGAGAAGGAAAAGCUUUGUCGUGAAGUUAAUACUUUACGUGAGAAUCGCAUCAAGAUCGUGCGUUCGAAUCCGAAAGCACUGCAAAAACAAGUUGAUGCGAUGUUCAACAACAUGGCAAACGAAGUACGUACCACAAGCUUUUAUGGUUGUUGGGAGAACAUCACUUCUCGAACAGGCAUUGAAGGCUUCUACAUCGCAGUUCGUGGUGACGUUGAACAUUUUCAUGAAUCAAAGAUAUUCUACACACCUAAAGCCCGGUCCUUCAUUAAGGAGAUCUCGCAUCUCGAUCCAAAGUGUUUUGCGCUCAAGUUCAAAUCCUGGGUGACUGAUACUCGUGCUGAUGCAACACACCGUUUAUCUCCCACCAAGUUGAUCAGUUUAUGUCACACCAACAUUCAGGAGGGACUCGAUGCCAUCGUGAGAAAAUGCAACCUGUCGAAGAAGAAGAUUAAGAUGAAUUAUGACAAUUACGAGCAGAAAAUCGUCGAGAUGCACGGCAUUGCACUUGAGGGC